Messenger RNA from Clunio marinus, 2205 nucleotides. The record is from the annotation of a GenBank genome assembly. Lineage: Eukaryota; Metazoa; Arthropoda; Insecta; Diptera; Chironomidae.
AAUAAAUCAAAUAAAAAAUAGUUUAGUAAGAAAUCUCGACAAUAUUAUUUUAGCAUAAGAGUUGCUGAUAUUGUGUCGUAAAAUUAUUUAAUAUUUAAUAACAUCUAUUAAAAUGACUUCAUCAGCACCACCCCAGAAUCCUCAAAAACAAUUCUCAUUAGUACCCAAAAUUAUCAACGGUGGAAUCGCAGGUAUUAUCGGUGUGUCAUGCGUAUUCCCUCUUGAUUUAGUCAAAACUCGCCUGCAGAAUCAACAGGUCGGACCUAAUGGCGAAAAAAUGUACAAAAAUAUGUUUGACUGCUUUAAGAAAACGUACAAGGCUGAAGGCUACUUUGGAAUGUAUCGUGGUUCAGCAGUGAACAUUCUUCUUAUCACUCCUGAAAAAGCCAUAAAACUUGCUGCCAAUGAUUACUUUCGUCAUCAUUUAACAACCAAAGAUGGUCAGUUGCCAAUAACAAGACAAAUGGCUGCUGGAGGUCUUGCUGGCUUAUGUCAGAUUGUUAUUACCACUCCAAUGGAGUUAUUAAAGAUUCAGAUGCAAGAUGCUGGAAGAGUUGCCGCUCAAGCGAAAGCAUCUGGAAAGACAAUACCGAAGACAUCAGCAACAAAAAUUGCAAUGGAAUUGCUUAAGCAAAAAGGAAUUGCUGGUCUUUACAAGGGAACUGGUGCAACUGCUUUACGUGAUGUAAGCUUCUCAAUCGUUUACUUCCCAUUGUUUGCAACGCUCAACCAAUUUGGACCGAGAAAAGAUGAUGGAAGUGGAGAUGCAGCAUUUUACGUGUCGUUCUUUUCUGGAUGCGCUGCUGGAUCAUUUGCAGCUUUAGCUGUUAAUCCAUUUGAUGUUGUUAAAACUCGUCUUCAAGCGCUUAAGAAAGCUGAAGGCGAAAUGGCUUUCAAUGGCGUUGCUGAUUGUAUAACGAAAACAUUGAAGCACGAAGGAAUAACUGCUUUCUUCAAAGGUGGACUUUGUCGAAUGAUUGUCAUCGCGCCACUCUUUGGAAUCGCUCAAAUGGUUUAUUUCCUUGGAGUAGCCGAACGGUUAUUGGGGAUUCAAAAGCAUCAGUAAAAAACGAUUUAAUGAUAAAUUAUAAAUGGAUUGCAAAAGAUCCAUGAAAGAAUAGAAAGAAUGGCUUUUGCGUGCGUCUCAUGUUAUGCUGUAGUUGUCACACGAUAAUGAUGAUGGUUUUUAUUAUUCAAGAAACGUUUUUAUGUUUAAUUUUAAUUGACGCUUUUAAGGAUAUUCAAGACGAUUCCAUUCCAGUAUUUUUUCUUUGCUUUCAUUGUCACAUUAUAUUCCUUUUCCUUCUUAUUUCCUCUGCUCUUGACGUUCUACUACAUUUAUUUUUAUGACAAACCAUCCUUUUUAUAUCUACUGAUGAUGAGAAAAAACAUGCAUGACACACGAUACAAAUCAUGAUUCUACUUCCAUUAUAAUCUUUGUCUGACUUUUUUCUUAUUAUUUAGUAUUUUACUUAGAUAUUAACACAAAUUGUUUAUUUUGUUUUCGAGUUUAUCACCAUCACUGAUUACAAAUCUACAGCACAUUAACAUUUAAAACUUUAUAUAAUUUUAUGUUUCUUUAGCAUCUUUUGUUAUUUUUAUUAUUAUUAUAUUUUGAUGUUGAAUAAUGUCGAAAAGAAAAGUAAUUAUGUUAAAGUUCCGACUUUGUCGUCGCAGAAAUUGUGUAGAAAAGAAUUAAAAAUCAAUUAUGAUAAACAGGAUAUCAACGAAGACAAUAAGAAAUAAAAUCCUAUUAGAUAAGACAAAAAAUAUAUUAAUAAUAGUUGUUAAAUGGACUGUAUUGACGUAUUAAAAAUUAAUUAAAAAAUUAAAUAGUUAAAUUUUGGAAUCUUGAAGAACGAACCUUGGUUAACUGAGUCGUGAGUAAAAUAAGAAAUCUUGACUCAGCUAAAAUUGUUUUUAAAUGUUUUGCAAGUUCAUUAAGUUUUCAAUUUUCCCCCUAAAGUUUUAUACAUCAAAACUGAUUUGAAUAUUUUUUGAAAGGGAAAAUAUUAAAGUAUUUAAUCUCAUAAAGAUCAUUGAAAUGCAAUGGAAAAGGGAAGAAAGAGGAAACCAUAACAGUUUUUCGUAAAAUUUACAAUUUGAUUGUUAACAGCGUCCAUAAAAAAGAAGUAGAUGAAAUGUCAAGUCAAAUUACAUAAAUUUAGCAACAAUGAAGUAAAAGGCAUAAAAUAUACAUAAAAG